AUUUCCUGGAAGCAAAAACUUUGCUGGAAAACACUUUGAAGCUUUUGAGGAACUCUUGUCCUCAGCAGAUUCCUGAAACUCUGACCAUGGAGGAAACAGAGACACCAAGACAGAGAUCCACUGGAGAAGCUGGGCGUGAGGAGGGCAGAUUGCUGGGAACCAGCAAACCUCUGCACCGCUUUGUCCAAAAGGAGCCCAGAAUAUUUGGGGUUGUCCUUGUGAUAUUUGGCAGUACUGAGCUGCUCAUGGGGUUUCCUCUGUAUGCAAACGGUGAUGAUUCUCUCACAGUCUAUGUUCCCUUCUGGCUGGGAGGUCUGUUUCUUUCAAGUGGAAUCCUGUCCAUUUACACAGACUUGCAUCCAUCCAAGAAGAUGGUGACCGUGUGUCUGGCCAUGUAUGUGGUCUCCAUGUUGUCAAUAUUCAUCUCUUUGGGGUUAAGGAUACAUGUAAUCGAGUCGUUCCUUUUCCAUUCUUACAUCAUGUCUAACCCAUGGUCUUACAACCGUUAUAUACAAGCUUCAAGCAUUGACUGCAUCCUGGUGGCAACGUCACUCUGCGUGUUUGGGCUCCUCAUCUUUUUGUCCACAAUCGCACGACUUGCACUGAAGUCCAGCCGCACUCAGUUGAUCGUCCAUCACGUUCCACCACCACAGGGGGACACGGCAUCAGACUAGGAACCUUCUGAAGCAUCUACAUAUAAAGAGUACCACUGUCAAAAAGAAGAAUUUUUGUCAUUUUAACCACAUAAUCUCAUUUUAUUUAGAAACUGGUAUUAAAAUCCACUUUUUAUAAAGGAAAUAUUCUAACAAAAGUAUAUUAUUGUGUUUAACUGCUUGGGAGAGAAUAUAAAACCCUUUCAUGUUAUGUGUGACUGUGAACUGCAUCCUGUGUGCUCUUUCCCAGUUUGAGCUUUCCCAACACCCCACAUUUAGAACAGAAUUGUGCCAAAUCAUGGUCAUUGAGGAAAGCAGAGGAAGAAAAGGUGUUCUACCAAGUCAUACUUGGAAACACAGACAGCAGGUUUGGAUUUUAACUCUUUACUUGACCAUGUUACAGAAAGAAAAAAAAACAUAAAAUCACUUUAUAAAUCUCUUUUAAAGUCGUUUAGGUUGUUUUCACACAUAAAAAGAAAGUUUAUUGCGACAUUGUCAUAUGUCAAUUGGAACAAAUAAAGACAAAACAGAAGAUUUUUCAAAGAUGCUUCUUAUUAUGCAACUCCUAAAGGGACAUUUAAGUAAAAAUAAAGAAGUGUUGUUUCUUGUGAAUAUGAGAAAGUAUCAAACUAGGGGGUCAUUUCUUUUCUGAGUCAGUUACCUGAAAAUGACAUUACAUGAGAUAUUUUGUUUUACUUUUGGACUUACCUACAAAGACAUUGGAGUCCUAUAUACUGUCCCUUCAGAGGCUCCGUAUUUUAUGGACAACUAAUACUUU
Oryzias melastigma (Indian medaka) is the source of this 1431-nucleotide messenger RNA. RefSeq lists its product as uncharacterized. Gene Ontology annotation, cellular component: membrane. The record is from RefSeq and is a predicted model, not a curated record. Lineage: Eukaryota; Metazoa; Chordata; Actinopteri; Beloniformes; Adrianichthyidae.